Molecule: messenger RNA, 1671 nt
Organism: Erigeron canadensis
Lineage: Eukaryota; Viridiplantae; Streptophyta; Magnoliopsida; Asterales; Asteraceae
Product: tubby-like F-box protein 3
Exons: 6
Coding region: 260-1462 (400 amino acids)
Molecular function (GO): protein binding
Source: RefSeq, a predicted model, not a curated record
UAAACCCAAACACACCACACUCCUAAAACCUAAAUCCCGGCCAUAACUAAUCUUAUCUUCUAAUCACUCUACCUUAAAUUAAACCUAAAAAACACAAUUAAUUUAUGUUCCAAACAUCCUUAAAAAUGUCUUCGUUUUAAAUGGGUAUGAAACAGUUCACUAAUGACAGAACAAAACCCAUGAUUAUAUUCUUCUGUAUGUGUAGUUGUAUACAUAUAUCUAUAUAUUAAUUUUAAUUAUAUAAUAUAUAAAAGAAACAAUGUCGUUUAAGAGUAUAAUUCAAGAUAUGAAGGGAGAGUUAGGCAGCAUUUCUCGAAAAGGGUUCGGGUUAAGAUCAAGGUCACAAAGAGGUAUGGGAGAUUGUAAUGGAUCAGCAGUGAUUGCUGUUGAUGGGUUGAAGCAGAGUAGUUGGGCGAAUAUGCCGCCGGAGCUUUUACGCGACGUGUUGAUGAGAAUCGAGGCGUCUGAAUGCGCGUGGCCUGAUCGUAAGAAUGUGGUUUCAUGUGGUGGUGUUUGUAGGAAUUGGAGAGACAUUAUCAAGGAACUUGUUAAAAAUCCUGAAUUUUCGGGCAAAUUGACCUUUCCCAUUUCGCUUAAGCAGCCUGGUGCAAGGGGAUCUCUAAUACAAUGCUUCAUAAAGCGGAACAGAAGUGCUCAAACAUAUCAUCUGUAUCUCAGUUUGAAUCAAGCAUCAAAUGAUGAUGGGAAGUUCCUUCUUGCUGCAAAAAAGUAUAGACGCGCUACAUGCACAGAUUAUAUAAUCUCUCUAAAUGCCGAAGAUGUAUCAAAAGGGAGCAGCACGUACAUAGGAAAGUUAAGAUCAAACUUCCUUGGGACAAAGUUUACCGUCUAUGAUGCACAACCAUCUGAGGGUGGAGCUUUGGCUACAAAAUAUCGUACCUUCAAGCCAGGGAGUAUGAAACGAGUGUCACCAAGGGUUCCUGCUGGAAACUACCCGGUGUCAAACAUAUCAUAUGAGCUGAAUGUGUUGGGGUCCAGGGGUCCAAGAAGGAUGCAGUGUGUCAUGAAUGCAAUCCCUGAAAGUGCUAUGGGUCCAGGAGGAACGGCUCCUACGCAAACCGAAUUCCUUCUUAACCAUGUGGAUUCUUUUUCAUCUCUCCCCUUUUUCAGAUCAAAAUCUGCCCGUAUAGAUAAUUCCCAACCUGGGUCAUCAUUGGCUGCUCAGAAGGAGUCGAUGCUGAUUUUGAAGAACAAGGCACCUAGGUGGCAUGAACAACUACAAUGCUGGUGCUUGAACUUUAAUGGGCGGGUCACUGUUGCUUCAGUGAAAAACUUUCAGCUGGUUGCUUCUCUGGAGAAUGGAGAACAUGAUAAUGUGAUUAUCCAAUUUGGAAAAGUUGGCAAACAUACUUUCACAAUGGAUUAUCAAUACCCACUAUCAGCCUUUCAGGCAUUUGCUAUCUGUCUUAGCAGCUUUGACACCAAAAUUGCUUGUGAAUGACCACCAAACUGGUUUUGGCAAAAAGCUGCAAUGCUGGAUUUUUUUUAGAGUUGUCUGCAGUAUAUUCUUUGCCUGAGUGCAAUUUGGCCUCAAGUUUGUUUUAUCUUGGAUGGUUUCUUUUUCUUCGUGGAUUGUAAAUAUGCAUCAAUUGUAACAUGAUCAGAUAUUUGGUGACGCCUUGCUCUAAUAUAUUCGCAGUUGGUGAUUUU